ACGAAAGCAGUUCCCACUUCUGGUAUCAUAUGCCAUUACGGUUCACAAGUCACAGAGCAUCACGGUGGACAAGAUGGUGACAGAUCUGUCGGAACGUGACUUCCAGACAGGGCUCAGCUAUGUUGCAGUGUCUAGAGUCAAGACGUUAGACGGGUUAAUGAUUGAUACCCCUUUUGAACGGGCAUCUCUCCACUAUGAGAAGCUACCUGAUGUGUAGUAGGUGUUUUGAUGAAAGUCCGCGACCAGGAUCGACGCAAGAAACAGAAACUUGAUCAGCCACUAUUCCAAUCUUUUUUUUCUUUAUGACGUCGCUGUAGUAUAUAGACUGCGAACAGAAAGGUCGCGAUCAUGCACAUGCUGCUUCACAGAGCGACAGAACACAGAGUCAUUAGUAUAGAAUAUCACAUCAUAGAGAUACAUUCUUCGGACUGUAUUACACCCUCCCCACCUCCGGUGAGCGUGUCGGCAUAUUUUAUAAGACUCGGAACGUUAUUCAUGGACCUCGAUGCCCUCUCUGGAAUCAUCGUCUACAAACAUACCGGCCCAGGCGUUACUACAGUGACCGCCGCUCUGGAUCGUAUCACAAUAGCGCAUCCACUCACCGAGAUUUGCGAUCUUGAGUAUAGUGGCCAAGUUACAUAUGCUUCCGGACGAAGUAGUGUCGAGAUCACCUGCAAAGUCGCCAAGGCCAGAGAAGAAGGCGAACCCAGCAAACCUGAGGAUGUCCUUCUCACCUGCACCUUUACCAUGGUUGCUCUAGAUCCCAACACAAGAAAGCCCGUCAACAUCCCCAAGCUUGUACCUACCCAUGAGGAGGAAGAGAAGAUUUUUAAGGCUGGAGAGGCAAAGUCGUUGUCCAAGAAGGAAAACUCCAAGGCUUCGCUUCUUCAGACCGAACCUAACGAUGCCGAAUCUGCUCUGAUUCAUCAAAUUUGGCUUCGACAACUUGCAUACCAUGAUCCCAACAACGACCUUCGUCAACCGUCCAACGUCGUUGCUAUGUCCAAGACCCAGCUUUCAACGGCUGCGAUCAUGCAACCUCAAUACCGAAAUCGUCACCAGACCAUGAUCUUUGGUGGUUUCCAUUUGAAACAAACCUUUGAGCUUGCGUUCUGUUGUGCGGCCAGUUUUGCGCAUGCACGACCAACCUUUAUCAGCGCUGAUCCCUGCACGUUCCGAAAUCCCGUUCCUGUCGGCAGCGUUUUGUACCUGACCGCUACCGUCGCAUACACCGAUCCUCCCUUGUUGGAAGAAGACGGCACUGAGCCUAGCUUCCCGAACCCGGAGAAGCCCAUGACUCGAGUGCAUGUUCGAGUUGACAGCAAGGUUCGUGAUGUCGAGCAUGGUAUUGCAAAGCCAACUGGCCAGUUCAACUACACGUUCUCCGUGCCCAAGGAUCUCAAGGUUUUGCCACAUACGUAUGAGGAGUACAUGGUGUACAUUGAUGCUAGGAGACGUGUUUCGCUGGGUGACAGUCAGCGAAAGGAAGAGUCCAAGGCCUUCUCCGAGAAGAGACCUGAGGCCUCGGAUAAUGUCAACCUGAUUGGAUAAGGAAGAUUGGUGGUUACUUUAGCUGCCAAUGACUAGCGUCAGAGAGUCUCGAAAGCCCAAUUGGUAUCUGAAAGAGAACAAGCAAGGCGACACGUAAACUUUACAUGGGAGAGGAUUCAAGGACUAUGUCCGAGUCUUAAUACCGGUUUCACAGCUUUUAGUAUAGUAAUAAGC
Molecule: messenger RNA, 1725 nt
Organism: Fusarium redolens
Lineage: Eukaryota; Fungi; Ascomycota; Sordariomycetes; Hypocreales; Nectriaceae
Product: HotDog domain-containing protein
Exons: 3
Coding region: 349-1551 (400 amino acids)
Biological process (GO): acyl-CoA metabolic process
Cellular component (GO): mitochondrion
Molecular function (GO): fatty acyl-CoA hydrolase activity
Source: RefSeq, a predicted model, not a curated record